AUGUCAAUUGGAUUUUACUUCGAAUUUCCGGUUUUGCCUGCAAAUGUGAUUCGAUUCGAUCAGCCAUCAAUUUGUUUGGCUGGGAAUAACACUGCUUUUGGGGAUGAUAUUGUGAUUGUGGUGGCAUGCCGCACUCCAAUUUGCAAGUCAAAGCGUGGAGGCUUUAAGGAUACACAUGCAAAUGAUUUGCUUGCCCCUGUUUUGAAGGCUUUGAUUGAUAGAACAAAGGUGAACCCAAGUGAAGUGGGGGAUAUUGUUGUCUGUUCAGUGUUGGCUUGUGCUACACUCAGAGCAACACAGUGUAGGAUGACAACAUUCUAUGUUGGGUUCCCCGAUACAGUGCCUAUUAGAACUGUCAACAGACAAUGUUCUUCGGGCCUACAAGCAGUUGCCGAUAUUGCUGCUUCCAUAAAAGCAGGAUUUUAUGAUAUCGGCAUUGGUGCUGGAUUGGAGAGCAUGAAAACGGAUGGUUUAGUUUCUAGGUUUGAGGAAGUUAACCCAAAGACGGAUAGCUUUGCCCAAGCCCGGGAUUGUAUUCUUCCUAUGGGCAUUACUUCUGAAAACGUUGCACAACGCUAUGGUAUCACAAGGCAAAAGCAAGACCAGGCCAUUGUUGAAUCACAUCGAUGGGCAGCUACUAGAACAGCAUAUGGUAAAUUCAAAGAAGAAAUUAUUCUUGUAGCCAUAAAGAUUGUGAAUCUUAAAAUUGGAGAAGAGAAGGCAAUCAUAAUUUCAGAGGACGAUGGUAUCCGCCCCGAUACAAACAUACCAAGUUUAGCCAAAUUGAAGCCUGCUGGAAAUGCUAGCCAAGUGAGUGAAGGUGCAGAUAGGUGUAAGUUCAAUCCUGUCAAAAUUGGGAGGGAUAAACUUGUAGAAGAGGAUGACCCUUACAAGUUUAGAUUAUUGCUAAUGGGAAUCAAUCUUAAAGAUGUGCGAGUAGAGGUCGAGAAGAUAAUUGGAAAGGGCAGUGGUUUUGUUGUUGUGGAGAUUCUAUACUAUCUUGAUGAAGCCACAGGAUGGGUUUGGAAGUCUCUGAGCUUAAGAAACAACUUGUAA
Molecule: messenger RNA, 1056 nt
Organism: Hibiscus syriacus
Lineage: Eukaryota; Viridiplantae; Streptophyta; Magnoliopsida; Malvales; Malvaceae
Product: 3-ketoacyl CoA thiolase 1, peroxisomal-like
Exons: 4
Coding region: 1-1056 (351 amino acids)
Biological process (GO): phenylacetate catabolic process; fatty acid beta-oxidation
Cellular component (GO): peroxisome
Molecular function (GO): acetyl-CoA C-acyltransferase activity
Source: RefSeq, a predicted model, not a curated record